Silurus meridionalis is the source of this 2692-nucleotide messenger RNA. RefSeq names its product coiled-coil domain containing 175 (gene ccdc175). The record is from RefSeq and is a predicted model, not a curated record. The coding region runs from base 171 to 2471 and encodes 766 amino acids. Lineage: Eukaryota; Metazoa; Chordata; Actinopteri; Siluriformes; Siluridae. The transcript is spliced from 18 exons.
CGCACGCGAAAUUGCUUUGAUCGCGCCGCCGGGGAGGGGUUUCCACGCCAUGACAACGCGUCCCGUACACAGGACCGUACACAGGUCCCAGGUGGAGCAGAGACGUGGAGACUUUCUCCAGCCUUCAUCCAGCUCAACAAACUUCUUACUUAUUUCUCCCUGUUUCUGUCAUGGCCUCGUGUUUAGUGCCAGACUUUCCAGCUGUGAACGUUGCACUGGAACAUCUGGGCGACUUAGAUAAGCAGCUGAGAGCAGAGCGAGUGUCAUUCAGUCAAGAAGCCAGCCAUCACCUGAGCGAGAUAGCAGAAGCCAUUAAAGAACUGGAGGCCUCCAGAAAAGCCACACACGAGGAACUCGAGGUGGAAACGAUAGAAACAGGAAAACUGCGCUAUCAGCUCCUGAGCCAGCAUGACAGUACAGCAGCUGAAAUAUCAGCUGCCGUAGCCGCCGCCAGGGACGCAAACGCGGCCGAGAUCGAUGAACUCCAGCUGGAGAUGGCGAACGUCCUGCAGGAGAUCGAGUCGAUGGAAAAGAGACGGGAACUUCUGGAGGAACAGAAUGUCCUUCUUUUACCAGAGCACCAGCGUCUGAACAUCUGCUACACCGAGCUCCUCGAGCAGCUCAACAGGCAGCUGUCAGAGAAAGCCGAUACGCAGAUCUCACUGAACGAAACGAGGAAAGAGACCCAGUCUACGAGGGAAGAGAUCUCACGAGUGCACUCAACCAGGAAAUAUCUGCAAGACAACCUGAUAGGGGAGAGGAAGCAUUUCGAAGAAACCAAAAAAAUGCUUGAGAAAGAGAUUGAUGAGAUGAUGAACAGCAUUCAGGAGCAGGCCAAGACGAACACCGAGCUGCAGGAAGAGCUGGACGUGGUUGUAGCAGAGUUUGUGAAGAAAGAGAAGAGAGCUGACGGACUUUCAAAUCGUAUCUCAUCAUUAGAGAGAAGCUUGGUCAGAUUGAAGACGUCCCAACACAAACACGAAGAUCAGAUCAGGGACAAGACUGAAAAAUCAGACCAGCUCACUCAUCUAAAAGAGCUCCGUGAGAAAGAGUUCCGAGAGCUGAGAGAUGCACUGAACCUGCGGCUGCUCAGCCUUCAGGAGAACAUCGCAACGGUGGAAAGGCAGAUAGAAGAAGAGCAGAAGGAAAACGGCGUUCGUCUUGAAGCAGUCUCUGAGCUUUCGUCUAUUUUUAGAGUUCAGAGGGAAAAGGAAGACGAUGCGCAGGUGGAACGCAGCGGCCUGAGCACAGAACUGGACAAAUCCAAGCAGAGGCUGGACAAGAUUUACGUCUCGAUCGCUAAAAAUAAACGUGAAAUUAAAGAGAUGGAGGAGGAGAUGAAACAGCUUCAUGAAGCCAACAGACUCACUGUGGAGCUGUUUAGAAAGAACAUGGUGGAGCUCGAGGGGGAGCUGGUGAAGGAGAAGAACAGCAGGGAAACACUCGAGGUCGAGAGAGACGAACUCGGGGUGCGGAUCGAAACUCUAAAAGAGCAGCAUGAAGACAGCAUGAGGAAACUCUGCUCAGCCGUGUCGUUACACAAGACCAGACACAGCGAGCUUGCUGAGGAGAAGAAGAAACUCCAAGAACAUGAAUCCAUGAGCUCUCUAGCCGAGGAACUAACACACCACAUCUCCAGAGCAGAGGAGGAGCGUAAACAGAUGGAAACCAUGUGCAAGAACGAAAUACAGCAGCUCAAUACGGAGGCCGAGUCAAUCAAUCGAGCUCGACUGGAUGAAGAAAAGGAGCUGAAGGAUCGGGAGCUGGAGCUGUCCAAAGUUGAGGCUCAGUUUGACGUUGAUCUUUCUCAACAUCAAGUCCUCAUAAAACGAACAACCGAGCUGCAGGCCAUGAAAGAUCACCUGCAACUUUCCAUACAGGAGGUGAAAGAGCAAACAGCAGCAAUGCUACAGCCGAGGGAAGCUCUGAAGGAGGAGCUGCAGACUUUACGAGAGAACCACAUGGAGCUCCUGCGCUCUUACAGUGAGCAGAUCAGCACCACGGAGAAGAGCAUUUAUAAAAACGGACAAAUGCUGGAGAACGUAAACGUGGAAAACAGUCGUCUACAUGUGUGUAUUGAACAAAUGAAGAAGGAAAUCUCUAAUGCCAGGAGAGAGACUGAGAAGUACACACAGGAAAUUGGCUGGAUGAAAGAGGAAGUGCAGUCCAUCUACAGAACUUUAGUGGAUGCUUGGGUCAUAGAUAAACUGGUCACAGAGGUACGUUUCCCUCCGCAGCACGUAAUUAAGUGUUUUAUUUCUCUUUUACGACAGCACCUGCCAAUAGCAACGAUAAACUUUCAUUCCCUUCUGAUACCCAUCCAUCAUACUUUAGGAAUCUGCAGAAACAGACCAGGCAUUCUUGGAAGCCAUGCAGAUGUUCGUUCUGCAGGUCGAGGAGAGGAAGCAGCACAUCGGAGACAUCAACAGCAGACUGGGGGUGGAGCUAAAGGCCAUGAGCGCGCUGCUUGAAAUCAACUCUCAGCAAAAACACCUGUGAAGGAGAACAAACAGGUUUCAUGAGAACGUUCUUUCUUGCACUUGCAGUUCACCUCGCAGCCAGCAGGGGGCUCUAACCUGACCAGUUGAAUGAUUUCUGUUUUGUUCCCUAAAAGAGAGAAGCACGUAAGCAGGAUGUUUUAUAGACAAUCCACAAUCUAACAGUGUGAAAGAAAUAAAACGUUUUCUGACAA